Diatraea saccharalis (sugarcane borer) is the source of this 1421-nucleotide messenger RNA. Lineage: Eukaryota; Metazoa; Arthropoda; Insecta; Lepidoptera; Crambidae. The record is from the annotation of a GenBank genome assembly.
AGUGGGACGCGGAUAGGCGCGCGGGCCGCUCGUAUAUUUAGAAAAAGAAUUGUUCCGCGUCACAUGUUCUGGCGCCUUGAGGUCAACAAUCUAAUUGAAGGAAAACGAUGGCGUCGUUGGACUAUUCUAAAAUGUUGAUUGAAGAGAAAGAUCUUCAUGUACCGCCACUCGAAGAAAUUGCCGAGGUGUUAUCGCGCGGUCUGCAGGCCACCUUCGAGACCGUGGAGGUCUCUGUGGUGGAGUGUCCGGACCUCACGCAGCCGCCCUUCCACCUCACGUCACCAGGUCUGUGCGGUAAUCCGAAGCUGAUAGAGAUCGGUGGACCUCCGUACCUAAUGCCGCAUGUGCAGCGAGACAAGUUGUAUGACAUGGUUGAGCUCGUGCGGCAACAAUACAGGGACCCGGCCUUCCUGGGCGGGGCCGGCGCCGGGCCCUGGCCGUACCUCGAUGUCAACUGCGAGGGCAUAAUAAACUUGAGUGUGCGCAACGGCACGGUGAAGCAAGGCACCCGCAUCGUGACGGUGCACCCGCGCGGCGCCGCCAAGGGCAGCAGCGGCUACCUGCAGCAGACGCUGCCGCCCACCGAGACGCGCUGCGCCCUGCUCGGCAACUACCUGCUCAGCGACGGGCAGCCGGGACAGGUAAUUAAAGUUGUGGCGAAGAAACGGAUCGGUGAAUCUAACUAUAUCACAGCGAUCAGGGAGACUUUGAAGAAACACUACGGCGAAAAAAUUGUGGGUCUGGGCGGCGCGUUCCUGCUGGCGGCGGGGCGCGCGCGGAUGCACGUGAUGCCGCAGUUCGCGGACGCGGCGCUGUGCAGCGACGAGGACGUGGAGCGCUGGCUGCACUUCUUCGAGAUGCGCGCGCCCAUCGCGCAUCUGGGCACGCUCGUCACCGGCGACCACGGCCUGGACCUGCGCUUGCAGCACUUCCACGGGUUCAGCGCGCACGGCGACGGCGGGCACUACCACGGCGACACGACGCCCGCGCUGGCGCACUACGAGGGCUACUUCGUGCCCGCGCUCACGAUGCUGCGCCUCGACCGGCCCGAGCACUCGCACCUCAUCGGCCGGGACUAGACCCCUAUACUGUUUACACAGAACUACGCCCCUCCCGCCCUGCGAUUCUGCAAAAAUGCGAACCCGAAUUCGAAAAUUGCCAUACCUCGAAUCGGCGAUGACGUUUCGGGGCAUUAUUGAAGUGAGUUUCGAAACGACCCGGGAGUAGAAUAUCUGCGACACGUGUGAAUCGAUAGAUUUAGUUUGUAUUUUUGUAAAAAUUUCUACACGCGACGACGUAAUUUCGGACCCCCCCCCCGAGUGAAUUCGAAUUUUUACAGAAUCGCUCUGCUGAAAAGGCUGUGAUUCCUAAAGUUAAAUAUAGUCUGGACGGUAGUAGCAGAAAUAAAAUUAGAAGCGCUC